CAGAGCAUAGAGCAAUCAAGAAGGCACUUGGCUUGGCGUCGUAUUUGGUGAUUGUAGUGUUGUGUUCAAGCUAACUCUUGCAGGUUAAUUAAAACGUUUUUAAACGUUUUACUUUUCUCUUUUUUCGGUGUUUCAAUAAAGGCCUCAAAAUUAAUCCCUCAGCGAAAAUGUCUAUUGGUAUACCAAUAAAAAUACUACACGAAGCCGAGGGUCACAUAGUGACCUGUGAAGUGGUUACAGGCGAAGUCUACAGAGGAAAACUUAUAGAAGCGGACGAUAAUAUGAAUUGCGAGAUGUCAGCUUGCUCAGUGACCUAUCGCGACGGAAGAGUGACCCAAUAUGAGCACAUUUAUAUUAGAGGCUCAAAAAUUAGAUUCUUGAUACUUCCAGAUAUGUUGAAGAACGCCCCAAUGUUCAAGAGACCGGGUUCCAAAGGACAUGCUUCAGCCGGCAGAGGAAAGUCUGCGAUAAUCAGAGCUCAUGCUCGUGGAAGAGGUAGAGAGGGUUUCUCCGGCGGUCAUCGUCCGCAGGGCAGAGGAGGAUGGCAAGGGGGACGAGGAGGCAGUUCUAGAGGAGGCGGAGGAGGAGGGGAAGGCCCAUCGCGCCGUUGAAACUCUUCCACUCUAAUUUUCAACUUUUCCAUUUUUGUAUACAUCAUGACUGUGUAAACCUGUACGAACUUCAUUGACCUCAAAUAUCGUUAGUAUUGUCAAAUAUCCUCUAAAUAUCUUUUACUAUCGUCAAGUAUCGUAUGUAUUAAGUAUCUUUAGAAACAUUCGUCUAAUAAAGUAUUGUAAUGUAAAAUUUA
This is a messenger RNA of Nilaparvata lugens (brown planthopper), 808 nucleotides long. Its product is annotated as small nuclear ribonucleoprotein Sm D3. Gene Ontology annotation, biological process: RNA processing; spliceosomal snRNP assembly. NCBI's taxonomy places the organism in Eukaryota, Metazoa, Arthropoda, Insecta, Hemiptera, Delphacidae. The record is from RefSeq and is a predicted model, not a curated record. Gene Ontology annotation, cellular component: U2 snRNP; commitment complex; U5 snRNP. The transcript is spliced from 2 exons. Bases 168 to 611 code for a protein of 147 amino acids. Gene Ontology annotation, molecular function: RNA binding.